AUGACCGACGCCCAGGACAUCUCGGCGCUACCUGCCCCGGGCCAAGCCAUCGUUCACGAUGGGAAGCGUUACACCACCAUCAAGGAGGGGCUUGCUCACAUCUUGGUGCCCGAAGGUCCCAAGGCCAAAGACGAUACUCAAAAGAAGGCGAAAAGCGAGGAUGAUGCUGGCCAGCAGGUCUUCUACAAUCCGAUCCAACAGUUCAACCGCGACCUGAGCGUCCUCGCCAUCAGGGCGCAUGCGGCCGAGGCGUUGGCCAGGCGAGGCAAGAAGCUCCCUCGGCACAGUGGGAAGAAGAGGAAGCGCCAGGAUAUCAAAGAAGAAGCGGAGGAAGAGAGUGUCAGGAAGUUGGAGAAGCUAUCCGUGCCCGAGGCUAGCCAGGAUGCUCCGGCGCAAGCCGCUCGAGGCGCAACAGUGGAGUUGAAGCAAGGAGAUGAGGCUAUCACAGUCGGUCAAGCAGCCGCCGAGGCUGAUGCCGGUGCAGAAGCAGCCCCUUCAGAAGGAAACACCGGUAUCACUGCACCAAGAGGGCCGAAACUGAGAAUACUGGACGCCUUGUCUGCGACAGGACUGAGAGCGUUGCGCUACGCACACGAACUUCCUUUCAACACUUUGGUCACAGCAAACGAUCUGCUGACGGUGGCUACCGAAUCUAUCAAGCUCAACGUCAAGCACAAUCGACUCGAGGACAAGAUCACGGUGUCCAAGGGUGAUGCUCUUGCGCACAUGUACACCCUCAUAGCCAAAGAGCUCAACAGAAAUCACGAGGGAUCCGGGAAGAGCGAAAAAUACGACGUCAUUGACCUCGAUCCCUACGGUUCCGCCGCUGCAUUCUUUGACGCCGCCCUUCAGUCAGUGAGGGAUGAUGGCGGCCUCCUUUGCGUUACUUGCACCGACGCUGGCGUGUGGGCGUCUCAAGGGUAUCCAGAAAAGACCUUUGCCCUGUAUGGAGGCAUACCUAUGAAAGGCAGUCAUUCUCACGAGGCUGGUCUCCGGAUCAUCCUUCAGGGCAUCAUGUCCUCAGCUGCUCGCUACGGUCUCGUCAUCGAGCCACUCUUGUCGCUGUCUAUCGACUUCUACUGCCGCGUCUUCGUUCGUGUCAGGAGGUCCCCAGCCGGUGUCAAGUUCCAGGCAGGCAAGACAAUGUUUGUCUACAACUGUGACUCGGGUUGCGGCGCUUGGUCAACACAGAUGCUCCUGAGGAACAGAACGCAGCAGAACAAGAGUGGCAAUGGCGUGUUCUACAAGCACAGCUUCGCCAUGGCUCCCACAGCAGAGCCCAAAUGCGAGCACUGUGGCAUGAAGACGCAUCUCUCCGGGCCAAUGUACGCGGGACCCAUUCACUCCCCCGAGUUCAUUCGGAGCGUCCUGGAUCUGCUACCCGAAGUGUCUAAAGAUACCUACCGUACUACGGAGCGUAUUCGGGGCAUGUUGCAGACAGCUCUAGAAGAGAUUAUGGAACUGCCAAGUGCUCUUGAAGAGUCAAAGGAUGAGACGGAGGUGGGUACGGACAAGGUGAAGGCAGAAGUCAAGGUCGAGAAAUCCAAGGAAGAUGAGCUCGCGGCAUUGGACCCAUGCCCGCUGUUUUUCCUGCCCACGCAGCUCGCAAGAGUGAUGCAUUGCCAAACGCCAGGCGAUGACAUGAUGCGGGGUGCUCUGCGCCGUCUGGGCUAUGAAGCAAGGAGGAGUCACUGCAAGGGCGGCAGCAUCAAGACAAACGCACCAUGGUCUGUAAUCUGGGAAAUCAUGAGGGAGUGGGUUCGACAGAAGGCGCCAGUCAAGGAGGAGAACAUCAAACCAGGCACCGCGGCCUAUACCCUCCUUGGUCUGGGCAAGUCAUCACAGAACCAGGCAGAGGAGAAGAAUGGUGUGGCGGAGGACAAGCCAAAGCUGGAAGUCGUCUUUGAUGAGAAGCUCGGGCGCGAGCCGAACAAGGAGAAAUUGGUCCGAUACCAAGCCAACCCUCGCGAGAACUGGGGUCCGAUGGCCAGGGCCAGGGGCAAGUGA
Molecule: messenger RNA, 2007 nt
Organism: Thyridium curvatum
Lineage: Eukaryota; Fungi; Ascomycota; Sordariomycetes; Thyridiales; Thyridiaceae
Exons: 1
Coding region: 1-2007 (668 amino acids)
Biological process (GO): tRNA N2-guanine methylation
Cellular component (GO): nucleus
Molecular function (GO): RNA binding
Source: RefSeq, a predicted model, not a curated record